GGUUGUCUAACCAAUCAGCUGUGACAACGCAGCUCUGUAGGCGCGCUUCUUUAGAACGCCGGUGUAGCCAUUUUUUUUCACGACCGUGAAGCAGCUAACUGAUUGAGGCUUUCUACAACACUGCUUCAAGGAUGGUCAAGAUCUUCAUUGGGAACCUUCCUCGGGAGGCUGACAAGGAUGAAAUUCAGGCAUUGUUCUCCCAGUACGGUGCCGUCACAGAAUGCGCCAUCGUCAAGAAUUUUGCUUUCGUCCACAUGGAUGACCGUAAGUCUGCCACCAAAGCCAUCCGCAGCCUGCACCUCUACAAGCUGCACGGCACGGCGAUAAACGUCGAGGCUAGUCGCGGGAAGAACCAGGGAGCUGUCAAACUCCACGUAACAAACGUGGAGAAAGGCAAUGAUGAUGAGCUCCGCACUUUGUUCGAGGAGUAUGGCACAGUGUCUGAAUGUGCUAUUGUCAAAAACUUUGCAUUUGUGCACAUGGACAACUCCGAUGAGGCUUUGGAUGCCAUCAAGGGAUUAGACAACGUUGAAUUCCAGGGGAAACGUAUCCAUGUCCAGAUAUCAAAGAGCCGUCCCAGGUAUGAGGAGGAAGAAGACUACCCCCCACCCCCACCUGAGAGGGGGGGUUACUGGCCCCCCCGUGGCUACCCCGGGGAGAGGCAUGAUCCCCCACCCCCUAGCUAUCUAAGAGGUCGUCACCCACCCCCUCAUCACGGGUACCCUGCCCCCCCUCCACCACCCCCUCCCCCUAGACGAGCCCCUUACCCAGAGCGUGCUUAUGAGCGCGAGAGGCAGAGCUAUGCUGUGGUGGAUUAUUAUGAGAAAUACAGGGCUCGACCUGCCCCUUACGGCAUAAUGUCCUAUGAUGAGAGGCGUGUAGGCUCCUUACCCCCUCCUCCCCCGCCCCCCUCUUCCAUGGUCAGGGAGCGUUUCAUGACCUCUGGCCUCGACCCAUAUGAGCGUCGCCCCCUCCAUCCUCCCCCGUCCGCGUACUACGCCAGGGACCGCAGUCCCAUUCGGAGAGCCCCUCCUCCCCCCAUGCCCCAUGCCGGUAACGGUUACUCCUACGAGCGUUCCCGACUGUCCCCCAUCUCUCGGCCCGCGAUGUACAACCUACCCCGUACCAGGGACCCCUACGCCGACAGGUUGCCACCGCCGCCAGCGACUCGCUAUUACUAAGCGGCGCACACCGGCGUUUGACUCAAGGUUUAAAUAUUUCAACAAGAUCUGCGUCCUCGUCACCGCCGUCGUCUCCUGAUGCACGCAGCGAUUUACCCCCCUCGUCUGUGGCUGAGCGCGUUUCCUUCUCAGGAGGAAUUGUAAUGCAUGACCUCUCGUCAUCUAAAACACUUUUAUUACAUUUGUAUGGUUUCCCCUUUUUUGUUUUGCAUUGUUUUAGUAUUGUGCUUUAGGUACCUUUUUUUAGUCUCAGGCUCCCAGAAGCCUUUUAGUCGUGCGUUUUUAUUUUACGUUAACAAUAUUUUGUCCUCUUGAUAUACUGUAACGUGUCAUGAUACAAACUUUUUGCUCUAAAAUCUCAUUUCUGAAAUUUGAUGAAUGGAAGCUGCAACACGUUAUUACGAAAAUGAUGUUAUUAAUGUAAAGUAAUCGUGACUGUAUAUCGACUUGAAUACGAACACUCGUGUUUCCUUUUAAAUUAUUGUCAGCACGUUUGUUCAAUCUAUCGUCUGAAAUUAGGGCAAGUUAUGGAUUAUGAAAAGGUAGCGCUCUGCGACAAUGUACAAAGACAUAAUAAACCACUACGAUGGACUAGUUGGUUAAUUUGUUAGUUGGACAAAUAUUUGCUGAUGGUAGCGAGUUACCCUAAGGUGGGUAAUGUUCUUAUUUGUAAUCAGAGGACAUGAUUUUAAUAAAUAAACUGAAUUGUAUAAUCA
Messenger RNA from Coregonus clupeaformis (lake whitefish), 1897 nucleotides. Its product is annotated as RNA-binding protein 4B-like. The transcript is spliced from 4 exons. Gene Ontology annotation, molecular function: mRNA binding. NCBI's taxonomy places the organism in Eukaryota, Metazoa, Chordata, Actinopteri, Salmoniformes, Salmonidae. Gene Ontology annotation, cellular component: nuclear speck. The record is from RefSeq and is a predicted model, not a curated record. Bases 132 to 1181 code for a protein of 349 amino acids. Gene Ontology annotation, biological process: mRNA splicing, via spliceosome.